AUGUCGAAAGUGAUCCAGAAGAAGAAUCACUGGACUAGCAGGGUUCACGAAUGCAUCGUGAAGCGGGGGCCCCAGGGCGAGCUUGGGGUGACGGUGCUGGGGGGCGCGGAGAACGGGGAGUUUCCGUAUGUAGGAGCGGUGGCUGCGGCCGAGGCGACGGGUCUUCCCGGCGGCGGCGAGGGCCCGAGGCUGGGCGAAGGGGAACUGCUUCUGGAGGUGCAGGGGAUCCGGGUGGCCGGCUUGCCCCGCUAUGACGUGUUGGGAGUCAUCGACAGCUGCAAGGAGGCGGUCACCUUCAAAGCCGUCAGACAAGGAGGCAGGCUGAACAAGGACCUGAGACAUUUUCUCAAUCAACGCUUUCAGAAAGGGUCUCCUGAUCAUGAGCUCCAGCAGACCAUAAGGGAUAACCUUUAUCGCCAUGCUGUGCCUUGCACAACCCGAUCUCCGAGAGAAGGAGAAGUGCCUGGAGUGGACUAUAACUUUCUUACUGUGAAGGAGUUCUUGGAUCUUGAACAGAGUGGAACGCUUCUGGAAGUUGGCACCUAUGAAGGAAACUAUUAUGGGACACCCAAACCUCCUAGCCAGCCAGUCAGUGGGAAAGUGAUCACGACGGAUGCCUUGCAAAGCCUUCAGUCUGGCUCCAAGCAGUCAACUCCGAAGCGAACCAAGUCUUACAAUGAUAUGCAAAAUGCUGGCAUAGUCCAUGCUGAGAAUGAGGAAGAGGAUGAUGUUCCUGAAAUGAGCAGUAGCUUUACAGCCGAUUCUGGUGACCAAGACGAGCAUACUCUCCAAGAGACAGCGCUACCGCCUGUGAAUAGUAGCAUCAUUGCUGCCCCCAUCACGGACCCUUCUCAGAAGUUCCCUCAAUACCUACCUCUUUCUGCAGAGGAUAAUUUAGGUCCUCUACCUGAAAACUGGGAGAUGGCCUAUACCGAAAAUGGAGAAGUCUAUUUUAUAGACCAUAACACUAAAACCACAUCUUGGCUAGACCCUCGGUGCCUGAACAAGCAGCAGAAGCCUCUGGAAGAGUGUGAAGAUGAUGAAGGGGUACACACCGAGGAGCUGGACAGUGAACUAGAACUGCCUGCUGGUUGGGAAAAGAUUGAAGACCCUGUCUAUGGUAUCUACUAUGUAGACCACAUCAACAGGAAGACGCAAUAUGAGAACCCAGUUCUGGAAGCCAAACGGAAGAAGCAGCUUGAGCAGCAGCAGCAGCAACAACAACAACAACAACAGCAACAGCAACAACCAGAAGAAUGGACAGAAGAUCACUCAUCCCUUGUGCCUCCUGUUCUUCCAAACCACCCCCCAAGCAAUCCGGAGCCAGCCAGAGAAGCUCCACUUCAGGGCAAACCCUUUUUUACACGAAACCCUUCUGAGUUGAAAGGCAAGUUCAUUCACACAAAACUGCGAAAAAGCAGUCGUGGCUUUGGCUUCACAGUCGUUGGAGGCGAUGAACCUGAUGAGUUUCUUCAGAUCAAAAGCUUGGUCCUAGAUGGGCCCGCUGCAUUGGAUGGCAAAAUGGAAACAGGGGAUGUAAUUGUCAGUGUGAACGACACCUGUGUUUUAGGACAUACACAUGCUCAAGUUGUGAAAAUCUUCCAGUCCAUUCCCAUUGGUGCCAGUGUGGACCUUGAACUCUGCCGAGGUUAUCCAUUGCCUUUUGACCCAGAUGACCCCAAUACAAGUUUGGUGACUUCAGUGGCCAUUUUGGAUAAAGAACCAAUUAUUGUGAAUGGGCAAGAAACAUAUGAUUCACCAGCCAGCCACAGUAGUAAAACAGGCAAAGUCAAUAGCACGAAGGAUGCUAGGCCCAGCAGCCCGGCUGAUGUGGCUUCAAAUGGUUCCCAUGGUUACCCCAAUGAUACUGUCUCUUUGGCUUCCUCCAUAGCCACUCAGCCAGAACUCAUAACGGUUCAUAUAGUCAAAGGGCCGAUGGGCUUUGGUUUUACCAUCGCAGACAGUCCUGGUGGUGGUGGCCAAAGAGUGAAACAGAUUGUUGACAGUCCAAGGUGCCGAGGCUUGAAAGAAGGGGAUCUUAUAGUGGAAGUUAAUAAGAAGAAUGUGCAAGCAUUAACUCACAACCAAGUAGUGGAUAUGCUGAUCGAAUGUCCAAAGGGAAGUGAGGUCACGUUGCUGGUGCAAAGAGGAGGGCUGCCAGUUCCAAAGAAGAGCCCAAAGUCGCAACCACUGGAAAGGAAAGACAGCCAGAAUAGUUCUCAGCACAGUGUUUCCAGCCACCGAAGUCUGCACACAGCAUCCCCAAGCCACAGCACACAGGUGCUUCCCGAGUACUCACCUGCAGAGGCCCCAGCUGCAGAUCAGACUGACAGCUCUGGGCAGAAAAAACCAGAUCCUUUCAAAAUCUGGGCCCAGUCCAGGAGCAUGUAUGAAAACCGACCUAUGUCACCUUCGCCUGCAUCGGGAUUGAGCAAGGGUGAAAGAGAGAGAGAAAUCAAUUCCACGAACUUUGGAGAAUGUCAGAUUCCAGAUUACCAAGAACAAGACAUCUUCCUAUGGAGAAAAGAGACUGGAUUUGGAUUUAGGAUUCUUGGUGGAAAUGAACCAGGGGAACCUAUUUAUAUCGGUCACAUUGUACCGCUGGGUGCUGCUGAUACGGACGGCCGCCUGAGGUCUGGAGAUGAAUUAAUCUGUGUCGAUGGGACACCAGUAAUUGGAAAAUCACACCAGCUUGUGGUCCAGCUUAUGCAACAAGCUGCCAAGCAGGGCCACGUCAAUCUCACAGUGCGGCGUAAAGUCAUGUUUGCAGUCCCCAAACCAGAGAAUGAGGUGCCCUCACCAGCCUCAUCUCAUCACAGUAGCAACCAGCCAGCCUCCCUGACUGAAGAGAAACGUACUCCACAGGGAAGCCAGAAUUCUUUGAACACCGUGAGCUCAGGCAGCGGCAGCACCAGUGGGAUUGGCAGUGGAGGGGGCGGUGGCAGCGGUGUGGUGAGCACAGUGGUGCAACCCUACGAUGUGGAGAUCCGCCGUGGGGAGAAUGAGGGCUUUGGCUUUGUCAUCGUGUCUUCCGUGAGCAGGCCUGAAGCAGGCACGACUUUUGGCAAUGCAUGUGUGGCUAUGCCUCACAAAAUAGGUCGGAUUAUUGAGGGGAGCCCUGCUGACCGCUGUGGCAAGCUGAAAGUAGGAGACCGGAUCUUGGCGGUAAAUGGAUGUUCCAUCACCAACAAAUCUCAUUCAGACAUUGUCAACCUAAUCAAGGAAGCGGGAAACACAGUUACCCUCCGCAUCAUUCCUGGGGAUGAGUCCUCAAAUGCUACUUUGCUGACCAAUGCAGAGAAGAUCGCCACCAUCACCACCACACAUACCCCUUCUCAACAAGGGGCCCAGGACACAAGGAACACCACCAAGCCAAAGCAGGAAUCUCAAUUUGAGUUCAAAGCAUCGCAGGCAACACAGGAGCAAGAUUUUUACACUGUGGAAUUGGAAAGAGGAGCCAAGGGAUUUGGCUUUAGUCUUCGAGGGGGCCGAGAGUAUAACAUGGACCUCUAUGUUCUGCGCUUAGCAGAGGAUGGUCCUGCAGAAAGGUGUGGAAAGAUGAGGAUUGGUGAUGAAAUUUUGGAAAUUAACGGAGAAACCACCAAAAACAUGAAGCAUUCUCGGGCUAUAGAACUGAUUAAGAAUGGUGGCCGCAGAGUGCGUCUGUUUCUGAAGCGGGGAGACGGCUCAGUACCAGAAUAUGCGAUGAUCCCUCCUAAUAUCGCUGCAUGUAUGAGAAAUGAAAAGCACGGGGAGGCUUGCUUCUACCUUAUGGGCCAUAAUCAAACUACGACCCCAGCAGCGACCAGCACGGCACCCCCACCAGUCCACAAGGUGUUCCGGAAAUGAGAGCUGGGCCAUCUAACCGCCGGCAGCAUCCAUCAUUGGAGUCCAGUUACCCACCCGAUCUUCACAAAUCAUUGCAACAUGGGGAAAAGCGGGCAUAUGUGAAAGACCCAAAAGGCAGCAGAGAACACAGCAGACAGCCCAAUGAACACCACACGUGGAAUGGAACUUCUAAGAAACCCGACACGGGGGCAUGCCGACCCAAGGACCGGGCACCAGAGGGAAGAAGAGAAACACCGCCUGAGAGGAUGGUGGCCAAUGGACCCAAGCGGAAGUCUCCAGAGAAGUGGAGGGAAGGCACCCGGAGUGCUGACAAUACUUUGGAAAGGAGGGAGAAGCAUGAGAAAAGAAGAGAAGUUUCCCCUGAGAGGAGGCGAGAACGGUCACCGACUCGCCGAAGAGACGGUUCGCCCAGCCAUCGGAGGAGGUCUCUUGAAAGACUCUUGGAUCAAAGGAGAUCUCCAGAACAUAGGAGAGUGGGGUCGCCUGAAAGAAGAGCAAAAUCUACUGACCGGAGGCGAGCAAAGUCUCCCGAGAGAAGGAGAGAGCGGUCACUUGAGAAAAGGAACAGAGAGGACAAAGUCAGCCACCGAGAGAGGGAAGAGGCAAGUCUGAAACAAGAUGCUAGCAAAAGUUCCAGACAUCCUCCAGAGCAGAGACGGCGACCUUACAAAGAAUGUAGCACCGACCUCAGUAUCUGA
Messenger RNA from Orycteropus afer afer, 4547 nucleotides. The record is from RefSeq and is a predicted model, not a curated record. NCBI's taxonomy places the organism in Eukaryota, Metazoa, Chordata, Mammalia, Tubulidentata, Orycteropodidae.